AUCGGUUGUGGAAUUUGACUGAAGAUGCAUAAAAACUAUUUUCUUUUGGGGAUUGCCAUUUCAAAGUUCGUUUUGAUAAAUUCCAAACUUUGAAUGACCUUCAUUUUAGAAUUUGGGUACGGUUUAUAAUGGAUGCAGAAUCGAUGGAACUUCCACAAAAUCAAAAUUCAGAAUCUCCUGCAAUUACAGAUUCAGUUCUUGAAGCUGAUACCUUUACUCCUUUGCAAAAUUACCGUUCCUACCUCCCAUACUACAAUGCAUUUUCAGACAGCAUUUCUGGUACUUGCCGUAUUCUUGGUGACUGGAGAAUGUCGUCAACGUCCUGAAGAAGUAAUAACCACGGAUUGCAGGAAUCAAAAAGACGUCGAAGAAUAUUUGGAUAGAGUGAUGGAACGAGUUCGACAGGAUCUUCCAGACCCCAUGAUGCUCCCUCCACGCUCGACAAUCGUAGAACUCAGCGACGGACAUGUCUGGGGAUUAUCGAACCUUACUAGAUUCGGCAACACUGAAGUCAAAUGUGAAGGAUACACAAUUACGAUAUCAGCAAAAAUAACUACAGAUACAAUAAAGGGACGCUACACAUGGACAAAAGUUCACCGUGGCAAAGAAAGACAAGGAUACGUAGUCUUCAUCUCGAAGGAUUUCGAAGCCAAUGUCCAGUUGUCCAUGAACUACGCCACCCAGGAUGAGAAGGACCUGCAUCCUCGAUUGGACAGAUUUGAGAUAAAGAGGUUCAAGAAAGUGAAAGUGGAAAUCACGGGAAUACGUUUCCUCACUUGGGCUUUGGGGGAGAUGACCACUUUGAUGUCUGGGAUAUUCCAAAGGGCAAUUGCGCACGCAAUCGAAGGACCUCUGACGGAGGCACUGCAAAUGAGGAUGAGGGAGAUCAGUCUGGACUGAAUGAUGAGAAAUAUUUGUGUCAAAAAUCUGUGAUAUGUGGUGU
Molecule: messenger RNA, 943 nt
Organism: Uloborus diversus
Lineage: Eukaryota; Metazoa; Arthropoda; Arachnida; Araneae; Uloboridae
Exons: 4
Coding region: 133-900 (255 amino acids)
Source: RefSeq, a predicted model, not a curated record